Mycotypha africana is the source of this 616-nucleotide messenger RNA. RefSeq lists its product as uncharacterized. Lineage: Eukaryota; Fungi; Mucoromycota; Mucoromycetes; Mucorales; Mycotyphaceae. The record is from RefSeq and is a predicted model, not a curated record. The transcript has a single exon. Bases 244 to 570 code for a protein of 108 amino acids.
CAUCAUUGGCAGUUUAUUGCUUGAAUAUAUAUUCAUCUUGUAAGCUCAUCAUCCGCUACAAAGACAAGCAGUAGAUGAAUCACUAACUAUUGCAAAAACCGAUCUUUAUCCUUUACAUACUCUUGAAGAAGGCUCGUUUAAACCCUCUUACAUUCUACCUCCCCAUCAUCCGUUUUCAAAGCCAACAAAAGAACACUUUGACCGUCGGUACGACAGCGUAAAUCUCCUGUUAUUAACACCAUCAUGACGGAAGCCACCGAUAAUAAUGAAAGCAGCAAUGACCUCUUUGAGGACUAUGAACGUACAGCUUACAAUAAAUACUCUAGCAACCAUAAGAAGCAGUUUUUUAAAAACUUGGCCAACAAGAAACUGAGUGUAGCGGCAGCUGCAGAAAAGUCAAAUGUCAUUCCUAGGACGGCCUACUCAUGGAUCAAAAAGGAAGAGGAAGAACGCAAGAAUCCCGCUAUACUACAGAUCAUUGCAGAAAGGAAGCAGCGCUAUGCUUAUCGUCGUAGAAGGAAAGAAAAUGCUACAAAGAACAACGGUAAGAGUGAAGAAAACAGUAGUUGAAGAUAUUUUGAAUUAAAAAACUCUUCAUUAACAACGUUUUGAGUGA